Molecule: messenger RNA, 3803 nt
Organism: Pelobates fuscus (common spadefoot toad)
Lineage: Eukaryota; Metazoa; Chordata; Amphibia; Anura; Pelobatidae
Gene: FZD4
Product: frizzled class receptor 4
Exons: 2
Coding region: 332-1903 (523 amino acids)
Biological process (GO): retina vasculature morphogenesis in camera-type eye; canonical Wnt signaling pathway; non-canonical Wnt signaling pathway
Cellular component (GO): plasma membrane
Molecular function (GO): Wnt receptor activity; Wnt-protein binding
Source: RefSeq, a predicted model, not a curated record
GAGGGGAGAAUUCACACUGCACUGAGCUGGAGAGGUGUUAGCAAGCUCAGAGCUGGACAAUAACACUGCACCAGCAGAGCAAGUCCUCUCUGACAAGUAAUACCAGAGACUCACAAAGAGGGCUCUGCUGGGAGUGUGAGGGGCUCUCCUCCUGAUUUUGCUGGGAGUGUGGCUGGACCUGCACAGGACUAUUCUUUGGGCUGCUGUGCAGAGAGUAGGACUUGUUCUGCAAGGAUCUCCCAAGACCUCUGCUCUCACAUGUGAAGGAGCCUGAGCAGCACAUUGUUACCUGGGAUUAUUACUACAUUUUAAGAAGAAAGUGGGUGCAAGGAUGGAGCCCAGAUACCUGGCAUUCUACUUGACUCUUUUCUGCUGCUUUUUGGGGAAUGUGUCAUGUUUUGGAGAUGAAGAGGAAAGGCGCUGUGACCCCAUCAGGAUUUCCAUGUGCCAGAACCUUGGUUACAAUGUAACCAAAAUGCCAAACUUGGUUGGCCAUGAAUUGCAAACUGAUGCAGAGCUUCAACUUACCACUUUUACCCCUCUGAUCCAGUAUGGCUGUUCUAACCAGUUACAGUUCUUUCUGUGUUCUGUGUACGUCCCAAUGUGCACCGAGAAAAUAAAUAUACCGAUUGGUCCUUGUGGUGGGAUGUGUCUGUCUGUCAAGAGAAGAUGUGAACCAGUCCUAAAAGAGUUUGGUUUUGCUUGGCCAGACAGCCUUAACUGCAGCAAGUUCCCACCUCAGAAUGACCACAAUCACAUGUGCAUGGAGGGUCCUGGGGACGAUGAGGUCAACCUUCAUAGCAAGACGUCUCUGCAACCUGGAGAGGACUGCAAUUCAUUUGGGCCAAAUUCUGACCAGUACACCUGGGUAAAAAGGAGCACAACUUGUGUUCUUAAAUGUGGCUACAAUGCCGGACUCUACAGUCGAUUGUCUAAGGAAUUUACCGACAUCUGGAUGGCUAUAUGGGCCAGCUUGUGUUUUAUAUCAACUGCCUUCACCGUUCUAACAUUCCUUAUUGACUCAUCCAGGUUUUCUUACCCAGAACGACCCAUCAUAUUUCUGAGCAUGUGCUACAAUAUUUAUAGCAUUGCUUUUAUUGUGAGGUUAACUGUGGGUCGGGAAAGGAUAUCCUGCGAUUUUGAAGAGGCAGCAGAACCUGUUCUUAUACAAGAAGGUCUGAAGAACACAGGAUGUGCAAUUAUUUUCUUGCUAAUGUACUUUUUCGGGAUGGCUAGCUCCAUCUGGUGGGUUAUUUUGACAUUGACUUGGUUUCUCGCAGCUGGACUCAAAUGGGGACACGAGGCUAUUGAAAUGCACAGUUCUUAUUUCCAUAUUGCAGCCUGGGCUAUCCCUGCAGUGAAAACCAUAGUCAUCUUGAUUAUGAGACUGGUAGAUGCUGAUGAAUUGACUGGCUUGUGCUAUGUUGGCAAUCAAAACAUUGAUGCACUAACCGGUUUCGUGGUUGCCCCACUUUUUACCUAUUUGGUAAUAGGGACUCUGUUCAUUGCUGCUGGUCUUGUAGCUCUGUUUAAAAUCAGGUCCAACCUCCAGAAAGAUGGAACCAAAACGGACAAGUUGGAGAGACUGAUGGUAAAAAUUGGUGUCUUCUCUGUAUUGUACACUGUUCCGGCGACCUGUGUUAUAGCGUGCUAUUUUUACGAAAUCUCCAACUGGGCUGUUUUCCGUUAUACUGCUGAUGACUCCAACAUGGCUGUGGAAAUGCUCAAAAUUUUUAUGUCACUGUUGGUAGGCAUCACCUCCGGCAUGUGGAUAUGGUCAGCUAAGACACUGCACACAUGGCAGAGAUGUUCCAACAGACUGGUUAAUUCAGGGAAAGUAAAAAGAAAGAAAAGAGCUGAUGCAUGGGUCAAACCAGGAAAGGGCAACGAGACAGUCGUAUAGUCAAUGUAUCCAUGUAGCCUUCUUUUAUGUUGAAGGAGAAAUCUUGGUUUUCUGUUGUAAACCAAAUUUAUGUACAACCUCAUGGUUACUUGGAGAAGUAGAAUCUGCGGCUGGUUACGUUGUAAACAUCAGUUGGAUGUUCUGUUAAUAUCCAACCUAGGCUUCCUUUUUACUCAAGUGGUACAGUGGAAAGGUUGUAGCACAAGGUGAAGCCCGUGACCUCAGAAAGAGAGUAUAUGACUACCAUCUCAUCUAUGAUCUCUCAUCUUGUCUCCUUACCGCUGAGUUCUAUGUGAUAAGGAUUGUUUGGUAAAGCCCUAAUCUCCAUGACAGAGAUGCUGCUUUUCCGAGACAUGGGAUAAAAAGUCUGGGAAGCUAUUCACCAGGACGUCAUUGAACACAUUGCUGCGGAAGUGUUUUGCAACAUAUUGCAACUUACAAAUUAGAACCCCGGGGGAAUUUUUUUUAAUUUAAGCGCUUAUAUUUUUGCUAAAACACUAACAAACCACUGAACACUGGAUACUAUAAUUGGCUCAUAACUCCAUGGUGCCUUUUAAAAUUGAACUUUUUUUCUUUUUUUUUCGUAUUACUGCCUAAUCAAGUCUUAGUACAUGAAGUUUUCAGGACUUAGUUGUUCAUGAUUAGAGUAGCCAAACUUCUCCAGAAAAUGGGAGGAGAGGUGAGCUGGCCGACCCAGUACUAGAUUUUAGAAGUGAGUUUGGGGUUCUGAGGCGUAUCUACAUGUGUCUGUUACACAAUGCACUAAAACGGAAACUGGAUAGACUCCCACGAUAAAAGGAAUUAGAAAAGAAUGCACUAUUUGCUACCUGGACAGUUACAUUUUAGCUUUGUAAAUCGCAUGAACAUAAACUUUGAAGCAAGAAGGAACUAUUUAAAAAAUGAUGUAUUAUUACCUCGGAAGUUACAACUCUGCUAGGUUAAUCACCGUUAACCUAGAGGUUUCCAACUCUUGGUGGGAUUCAGCAUUCAUGAAUCUUUUAGUGAACAAUAUGUUCAUUAUAGGAAAUUAAUGAAUCUCACUCAUUACCAGGGGUGAGGUGGAUGCUUUGGCAAGUAAAAAGGAUAAUUCAAUGUACCUGGCAGAAAACAUACAGGGUUUUCAACUAAAGGGAAAAUUAAAAGUGAAUUUCAAAUUUAAGGUAAAAAAGUUUCCAGUUCGGCUACUUUGGCAUCAAAUUUGAAAUUCAUUUUAAAUCCACUUUGAAUUCUCAAAGUGAAUUAAAGAAAAUACAGCACUCAAUUCUUUGACUCUGAAAUAGCCAACAUGAUACAUGUUUUGUUUAACCACAAAAAAAGUGAUACCUUUUGGGACUCAUUCACUAAAUAGUUCAUUGACGUGCCUUAUCUGAUUUGAAACGUUUUCACUGGCAACAUACCUCUGUUCAGCAUUUAGUGAAUUACCUUUUGCAUACGGUCAGGGCUCGAGUCCUGCAGGAACGCGUGGGAACAUCGUUCCUGCACUUUUUCCACAGCAGGAACGCCGUUCCCGUUAGUGGUCCUGCAGGGACUUGUUUGCCCGUGAGGCAAACAAGGCAUUUGCCUUGUUAGCCUCGCUGGCGGGCGGGCGGCGAGGGAGCGCUGAUCUGUGAGCUCUCCCUGCUCAGUUACCUUGCGCACCGCAGAGUGAUGCACGGAGCCGGAAUAUGACGUCAUAUUCCGGCUCUCUGCAUCAAUCUGCGGCGAGGGAGCUGAACAGGGAGAGCUCACAGAUCAGCGCUCCCUCGCUGCCCACCUGGACCUUAACUGCCCACACAGACCACCCAGCCCCACUGGACCUCAGGUAAAGAAAGAGCUGGGUGAUUUUAAAAAAAAGUGUGUGUGCCCCUACCCACUUCACUACCCUCCUACACACCUCACAGCCCCUUUACCCACCAUACAG